AUGUCGACCCCAAUUACCACCGCACAAUGGCGCCAGCUGUACCGCGAGCUCCUGCGUGCUGCCCCGCGCACGGUGUCGAACCAUCGCCCCACGAGCCGGAUCCUGGCCACCAAGAUCCGACAAGGCUUUACUGAAAACACAUCCACCGACAACACGCACAGCGAUCUGGCUCUCCUGUAUACACGAGGCUACAACACCCUGGCGUUCCUGAAACUGGCACGCGAGUUGGGAUCGGUGGAGCGAAAGCUUGUGACAUCGAUCGUGCAAGUGUACAAGGACCGGAAGGCGGCAGAUGAGAAGCCGCCGAUCCACAAGAAGAAAUGGCAAAAGCACCAGAAGCAGGUGUACGAUGAGACAUUUGGAGAGUAUGACCGUGUGUUGGAGAGCAUUGAGCGGGAUCUGGAGAUUAUUCUGCCCAGGGACCGGUUCGUAAGGUCGCUCGAGUGGAUCCCAAAGCUGGACAACCUGCACAAGGGCGACCCGCUCGUCGAGAACGCUUCGACGGUUGAAAAAUAG
Linderina pennispora is the source of this 516-nucleotide messenger RNA. RefSeq lists its product as uncharacterized. The transcript has a single exon. The record is from RefSeq and is a predicted model, not a curated record. The coding region runs from base 1 to 516 and encodes 171 amino acids. NCBI's taxonomy places the organism in Eukaryota, Fungi, Kickxellomycota, Kickxellomycetes, Kickxellales, Kickxellaceae.